Messenger RNA from Labrus mixtus (cuckoo wrasse), 488 nucleotides. RefSeq names its product apolipoprotein D-like. Bases 15 to 395 code for a protein of 126 amino acids. The transcript has 2 exons. The record is from RefSeq and is a predicted model, not a curated record. Lineage: Eukaryota; Metazoa; Chordata; Actinopteri; Labriformes; Labridae. Gene Ontology annotation, biological process: lipid transport; tissue regeneration; brain development. Gene Ontology annotation, molecular function: lipid binding.
GCAAGUACAAUAAUAUGUGUCUUAUACUUAGGAUUUCAAUGUUUCAACUCUCUGAUUUUAGUAAGGAUGGAAGCAUUAAUUUCAUCGUCGGCUCUGCCAAGGUCAAGCAUCCCUCUGAGCCUGCCAAGCUGGAGGUCUCCUUCACUGAGAUUCCUUCUCCCCCUGGCCCCUACUGGGUGCUGUCCUCCGACUACGAGACCCACUCCCUGGUCUACGGCUGCUCAGACUUCGGUCUGUUCCGCUUGGAGUUUGCUUGGAUCCUGAGCAGAGAGCCCACCAUGUCUGAGGAGACCCUGCAAAGUCUGCAGAACAUCCUGUCAGCUGCCGGUGUCAACCCUGAGAAGAUGGUCGCCACCAACCAGGACGAGACUUACUGCGCCCCCAUGGACCAGUAACCCGAGAUACUCCUGUUUCAACCUACAGGACUGUGAGACAGACAUGAUCGCCCUGUUAAAUAUGUCAUGCAAAGUCAGUGCAAUAAACCUGUA